AUGAAGGGAAAUUAAUGUUCACCGCAGAGCAAGUCUGUUAGGAAUUUCUUUUUAAUAUUGUUCAGCUUUUCUUAAAUAUUUGAUCUUAUCACACAAUUUUAAUAAAAUAAAAGCUGCAGUACGCUGAAGAUUCUUUCAUUCAUCAUGAUCUCUUUAAGAUUUCUGUUGUUAGCAGGUCUUAUUAGCAUGACAGUGUCACAAGGAGGUGGAGGUCCACGAGCAAGUGGAGGUCCUGGGCCACCUCCACGAGGUGGCCCACCCCCAGGUGGUCCCGGAGGUCCACCACCAGGGGGUCCCGGGGGUCCACCUCCAGGGGGUCCCGGAGGUCCACCACCCGGUGGUCCCGGAGGCCCACCACCAGCUGGUCCUGAUGGGCCCUGCGGACCAGGAGGGCCAGGAGACUGUUUCAUGUCUCCGGCAUGCAAAAACUUCAGCAGAGCUAUACAAGACGAAAUGCGAGCUAUGCACGAAAGGGGAGAAGGAGGUCCAGAAAACUGUCCGGAUGAAAAUCAUGAAGCUUGCAGAUGGAACGACAUGAUGAAAGCACGUUGCAACGUAAAAGAGAAAGUAACAGCAGAAUGCUUGAAGGAAGUGAACAUGUUUAUGAAUGGAGAAUGUCCAACGGUAGCUGAAUCGACAACCCCUCAGUCGACGACAUCUAGGAAUCCAUAAUCUGAGAAGAUCAAAGUAAAAUACAUAUAUAGGAGCCAGGAAGGAUAAUGUGAAGCACUUUGUAUAACUUUGAUAAACGCUGUAAGCAUUCACAAGAGAUUAAUGUUUAAAAUCUUUUUAUAUACACUGCAAUAUAAUUACCAAUCUUUAGAAGUAAAUGCAGUUUAUGUUUC
Molecule: messenger RNA, 845 nt
Organism: Stegodyphus dumicola
Lineage: Eukaryota; Metazoa; Arthropoda; Arachnida; Araneae; Eresidae
Source: RefSeq, a predicted model, not a curated record